Molecule: messenger RNA, 634 nt
Organism: Polyodon spathula (Mississippi paddlefish)
Lineage: Eukaryota; Metazoa; Chordata; Actinopteri; Acipenseriformes; Polyodontidae
Product: potassium voltage-gated channel subfamily D member 2-like
Exons: 4
Biological process (GO): potassium ion transport
Cellular component (GO): voltage-gated potassium channel complex
Molecular function (GO): voltage-gated potassium channel activity
Source: RefSeq, a predicted model, not a curated record
AAAGCGAGACUUGCUAGAAUUCGAGUGGCGAAGAGCGGGAGCGCUAAUGCUUAUAUGCAGCGCAAACACAAUGGCUUGCUGACCGAUACACCUGAGCAGGCCUCAAAAGAAGCAGGACAGGCCUUCCUUAAUAAAACCAACUUAUCGUUUGAAAAAGAGCAUCAUCACUUACUGCACUGCCUAGAGAAAACCACGAAUCAUGAGUUUGUAGAUGAAGAGACCUAUGAGAAGAACUGCAUGGAAGUCUCAUCGGUGAACCCGCCAGGCUCUCGCUGCUCGUCCAUCUCCUCUCAGCAUGGGCUCACCUCCACUUGCUGCUCUAGACGGAAGAAGAAGACCUUCCGCCUCCCCAGUUCCAACAUGUCAGGCAGCCAUGCGGAGAGCUUGCAGGAGCUCAGCACGAUACAGAUCCGGGAGAGACCACUGAUGUCUAACAGGUACUUCCUGAACAUAGAGUUGUCUGACCAUCACCCCCUAAUGAUCCAGGAUCAUCAACAGCAGCUUCAACAACAGGAACAGCAGCAGAUUCAGAGGCAGCAGAAACAGGGUCAGCCCCAGCCUGAACAUCCAUUCUGUGUGAUCACCUCUAUUGGUUAUUUUAUAAUAGUGCUAAAUGACCUCAUGCAGUCUGGAU